CCUCGUAUUUGUAAAGAUAUCUAUGACACCAGCAGAGAGUUUUCCUCGUUGGUACAAAAGUACGAUUAGAUUGAACUGGUCUUAUUUAAUUGUCAACUUAGGGCCACGCGUCAACUCAUAAACACAUUCCGCGUUGAGGGCGUCGUUUUUUCCGUCGUCACUAAUGCAGUUUCCUUGAAGCCACGGUUGGCGUAACCUAGCGUACUGAAUACGAGGGACGGCGUAUUGAAGAUUUUGAUCAACUAAAGCUGACAUUAUAAAUUCUAGGACCUUGGAGAACAAUGAGUUCUGAAGAUUCUGUGAACGCUAGUAUUUUGAAAUUUGGUCGCCAUGAAUUUCUCAACGAAGAAACUGAGAUGGCGAUACCAAUUCUCAUAAUUCUUGGACUAGCAACGUUGAUGGGAACGUUUGGCAACGUUCUGAUUCUUGUAGCGGUGGCAACAAGAAAGUCCCUGCACAACGUGGAAUCCAUCUUCAUCGUCAACUUGGCCUGCUCAGAUAUGUACGUCACGACCUUGGCAGACCCCAUGAGUAUCGUAGCCAAACUGGAGGGUUCCGAUUUCUUCGACCGUAUCCCAGGACUGUGUCGUGCCAUAGGCUCGUUGUGCACGAUGUCGUGUGUGGCGUCUCUCAUGACCAUCGCCGCCAUGAGCUGCAACAGAUACGUCUUCAUCGUCCACAGCAAAUACUACAGAACCAUCUUCAAGGCUCGCAACUGCGUCAUCUUCUGCAUGAGCUUCUACUGCGUGGGUCUCUGUCUCGUCUUGCUCAACUUCGCCGACAUUGGCGACCACAACUUCGACCACAAGAGCCUCGAGUGCAUCUGGGCGCGGAUGGCGACGUAUCCCUACACCGUGGUAUUCUCCAUCGUGCUGGUGUGGAUACCAAUCACCGUCACCGGAAUCUGCUAUCUGCGCAUGUACCUGCACGUGCGUGCCGUGAGAAAGCGCGUGAAGCAAAAACGUGCCGACAGGUCGAAAACCAACACGAACAAACCUCCCAGUUUUCGACUGGCCAGAACACUAUUCAUCAUCUAUGUCGUGUUCAGCGUGUGCUGGAUCCCCUACGCGCUCAUCAUUGUCCUCGACGCAAGUGACACGUUUCAUUUCGGGGCGCACGUGUAUAUCGUGGUUUUUGCGCAUCUGCACCCGUCAAUCAACUGGCUUGUCUAUUACGCCACUCACCGGAAGUUCCAUAACGCUUUCCUUGAAAUCCUGCACCUCAACAAGUGUUUGAAGAGAAAACCUGAUGCGGCGUCAUCAUCACAAACGCCUUUUGACAGUUCGAAACAAACUAGUACCACUGAUGAUAUUUGAAAAACAACAACAACCAAAACCCUUUAUUGGACUUUCCACGACGAUACCUUUUCUUAUUUGUAUUGCUGUGAUGAUUAACAAAUAACAUUUUGAAUAGAAACAUUGGUCCCGCGAAGAUCCGGGGUAGAAUAGAUCUUCAGCAACCCAUGCUUAAAAGGCGACUAUGCUUGUCGUAAGAGGCGACUAACGGGAUCGGGUGGUC
This is a messenger RNA of Haliotis rufescens (red abalone), 1518 nucleotides long. RefSeq names its product melatonin receptor type 1B-B-like. Lineage: Eukaryota; Metazoa; Mollusca; Gastropoda; Lepetellida; Haliotidae. The transcript has 2 exons. Gene Ontology annotation, cellular component: membrane. Bases 282 to 1316 code for a protein of 344 amino acids. Gene Ontology annotation, molecular function: G protein-coupled receptor activity. The record is from RefSeq and is a predicted model, not a curated record. Gene Ontology annotation, biological process: G protein-coupled receptor signaling pathway.